Messenger RNA from Effrenium voratum, 1089 nucleotides. The record is from the annotation of a GenBank genome assembly. NCBI's taxonomy places the organism in Eukaryota, Dinophyceae, Suessiales, Symbiodiniaceae.
AUGUUCCGGGUGGCCUGCCUCUUCCUCCCCCUGGUCGCUGCGCAAGAGGCGACUCUGCCAAGCCUUCGGGGCAGAGCAUUGGCUGCCAGCCGCAGCCUGAGUGACCUCCCCAGCUGCGCCCAGCAGCCCAACUUCCAGCUGGCCACCACUUGGUGCGGCCAGCAGAAAGAGCCCGUGGCCUGCUUCAAAGAACCCGACAGCCUGAACCCGGUCUGGGACUGCCACCUGCAGCUGCAUUCCGCCUGCUCCGGCGGGGCCACUCCUUGUGCCUGGCCCUUGGACGCCCUUGUCGAGGCCUCGGCGCCGGCGCGCGAAGCCUCUGCCGCCGACAACCAGGCUGGCCAGCCUACGCGCUUUGUGACCUGGAACUUGUACGUCUUCACACUGGCAGGGCGCAUCCAUCCAGUGGUCGACGAGUUGAUGCGGAUGCAGCCAGAGAUCGCGGCCAUCCCGGAGAUGUGGCAUGAGAAGAACGCCAUCAUCAGCCGGUUGAACCAGGUGUCCGGCAACGUCUAUGCCUUUGCCACAGGAGGGGCAACCGAGCAGUUCAACGAUGCAGACAUCCUCUUCCGCGCCGACAAGUGGGAGCACUUGGCCAGCGACCUGGUUCCCUUCUCUGAUGGCCGAGCAGUGAACUGGGCAGCGCUGCGCCGCAAGAGCGACGGAAAGACGCUGCUUGUCGCGGGGACCCACCCCCUGUGCUGCCGGGGAGACUAUGUGGUCAUUGAGGCCAUGCAGUUCGUGGCGCAGACCCUGUCCCAGAUUCAGCAGCAGCAUCCGUACCCCAUCGUCCUGAUGGGAGACCUGAACACUGGGUACUUCCAACCCUCCCAGCAGCUCCUGCGGCAUGGUCACAUGGAUGCCUUCGGCAAGCACUGGGAGAUUCCCAUGACCUUCACGGAUGCUUGGGCUGAGCUGCACCCGGGAAAUCCGGACCCCUCGACCAUCAACAACGACCCGGUGCGCCUGGACUACGUCUACUUUCAGAAGACCCCGAUUUCCGUUGGCCCCAUCGUCCAGAGUCAGGUCUGGCCUCGCGCGGCCGGCAGCGACCACCGCGCCGUGUCCGGAGACGUGGUGCUGCGAUAG